Messenger RNA from Suncus etruscus (white-toothed pygmy shrew), 1572 nucleotides. RefSeq names its product solute carrier family 2, facilitated glucose transporter member 5-like. The record is from RefSeq and is a predicted model, not a curated record. The transcript has 12 exons. The coding region runs from base 1 to 1572 and encodes 523 amino acids. Gene Ontology annotation, biological process: fructose transmembrane transport. Gene Ontology annotation, molecular function: fructose transmembrane transporter activity. Lineage: Eukaryota; Metazoa; Chordata; Mammalia; Eulipotyphla; Soricidae. Gene Ontology annotation, cellular component: membrane.
AUGGAAGCCCAGGAGAAGGUUCCUGAACCCAAGCCAGAUCCAGAGCAGGAUGCAGGACAAAGAAAGGGGGUAAGUGAGCCGUCCUCCGAGGGACCUCCGAAGCUGACUCCAGUGCUCUUGGUGACCUCCCUGGUGGCUGCCUUCGGCUCAUCCUUCCAGUAUGGCUACAACGUGGCUGUCAUUGAUGCACCUACUAAGGAUAUGCAGAACUUCUAUAACCAGACCUACUAUGAGAGGAAGGGCGAGUUCCUGAGCGAGUCAAUGGUCAGGCUGCUGUGGUCCCUCUCCGUGUCCAUGUUCCCUUUAGGGGGCCUCUUCGGCUCCUUCCUGGUCGGCCCUUUCGUCAAUAAGUUCGGCAGGAAAGGAACCCUGCUACUGAACAACAUGUUCUCCAUUGUGGCCGCCUUCCUCAUGGGCCUCAGCAGGCGUGCCGGCUCUUACGAGAUGAUCAUCGUGGGCAGAUUCCUGGUGGGCAUUUGUGCAGGAAUCUCUUCCAAUGUUGUCCCUAUGUACUUAGGGGAGCUGGCAUCCAGAAACCUAAGGGGGGCCCUUUCGCUGUUGCCCCAGCUCUUCAUCACCAUCGGCAUCCUCAUGGCCCAGAUCUUCGGCCUCAGAUUCAUUCUGGGGAACAAUGAACAAUGGCCCCUCCUCGUGGGCAUCACGGCCCUGCCAGCCAUCCUGCAGGUACUUCUGCUGCCCUUAUUUCCAGAGAGCCCCCGCUACCUGCUGAUUCAGAAGAAAGACACAAACGCUGCCAGAUAUGCUCUGCAGCGGCUGCGGAACUGGAAGGAUGUGGAGGAUGAACUGGAGGAGAUACGGCAGGAGGAGGACGCACAGAAGGCCGCAGGCUUUGUGUCGGUGUGGAAGCUCUUCGUCACGCGCUCCAUGCGCUGGCAGCUCAUAUCCAUCAUCAUUCUCAUGGCCGGCCAGCAGCUGUCAGGAGUGAACGCGAUCUACUACUAUGCAAACCAGAUCUACGGGAUCACGGGCGUGCAGCCAGACCACAUCCAGUAUGUGACAGUGGGCACAGGUGCCAUUAACAUGGUGGCCACCUUGGUCUCCGUGUUCGUAGUGGAGCUGCUGGGAAGGCGAAUCCUGCUCCUUCUGGGCUUCCUGCUGUGUGGUGGGGCCUGCUGUGUGCUCACGGCUGCGCUGGUCCUGCAGGAUAUAGUCUCCUGGAUGCCCUACCUCAGCAUCGUCUGCGUUCUCUCCUACGUCGUGGGACAUGCCCUCGGGCCCAGUCCUAUCCCCCCACUGAUUAUCACCGAGACCUUCCUACAGUCCUCCCGUGCGUCCGCCUUCAUGGUGGGGGGCACAGUCCACUGGCUGUCCAACUUCUCUGUGGGCCUCGUCUUCCCCUUCAUCCAGUUCUCCCUCGGCCCUUACAGCUUCAUCAUCUUCGCCUGCGUGUGCCUCAUCACCACCAUCUACAUCUGCCUCAUCCUCCCCGAGACUAAGGGCAAGACCUUCGUGGAGAUCAACGAGAUAUUCAGCAAGAAGAACAAGCCAGAAGUUCAACCAGGCAAGGAGCUCACAGAUCUGCCUCCCACUACUGAGUUGUCCAGGAGCUGA